This is a messenger RNA of Mercurialis annua (annual mercury), 975 nucleotides long. RefSeq lists its product as uncharacterized. Lineage: Eukaryota; Viridiplantae; Streptophyta; Magnoliopsida; Malpighiales; Euphorbiaceae. The coding region runs from base 154 to 813 and encodes 219 amino acids. The transcript has 6 exons. The record is from RefSeq and is a predicted model, not a curated record.
UUAGAAAUUCGCUCCGCCAUAAACAGGUUCUGCACCGAGCUCUUCCUGAAUACUUGCCGCCGAAUAAAGUUGCAGAAGCUAAGCGAAACAGAAUUAGUUAUCAGUGAAAUUAGCUGAUUGUGAAAAGGAAACAAUAAAAACGCUUCUACUGGUAUGGAAGGCAGUAGUUUUGCAAAGGAGCUUUAUUCUGACAGUUUGAAAUUGUCAAAAUUAGAAUUGGAUGUCUCUGGUGGAGAUGAUCAUGAUUUACAGGGUGGAGAUGGAUCAUUUUGGGGCGAUUCUGAUGAGGAAUUUAAUAAAUCAUCUGAUUUAGAUAGGGAAUGGGAGAGGAGGCGCGAUCAAUUUUAUAAUGUCGGAUACCGUGAUGGUCUUUCUGCAGGUAAAGAAAGUAUUGCACAAGAAGGUUUUAAUAUUGGUUUCAAACGAUCUGCUCUUGUUGGAUUUGAUUGGGGUCUUGUUAGAGGUGUUUCUAGUGCAUUUGCCUGUCUUCCGGAAGAAUUGAAAGCGAGUCUGAUUGAAACACAAGAAAAGAGAAAGAAAUUCCAGGAAUUGUAUGAUACUGUACAUUCUAUUUCCACAGCUGAUGCACUCAAAUCAUUUCAUGACGAUUUAGUGACAAAGGAAGCAGCAGAACACAUUGAAAAUUCCAAGUCUUGUUCUGAUACAACAAGCUUGGAAAACAAAAUUUCAGACUUCAAUUUAGGGAAUUAUGCAGGAGAGCUUCAACAACUUCUUCUUGAAUCUCCUGCAAUUGACUCUCAUUUAUCAGUAAAAUUUUUUUUUCAAGAUUCUGUUAUGUUGCAGCCGCUUUGAUAUGCGCUUGGAAUCAAUUGGGAUAUUGUAUAUUACACUUUUCUCGAUGAUGUAGCUUGGGAUAGAAUUCAUUGUAGCAUUUCAGUUCAUACAAAAAACUUCAGGAAUUGUAUAUGCUACUAACUUUUGAAUGUUCCACAAGUAAUGACCUUAUGUUCCAUA